AUGGCGGAAGGUGAUAGGGCUAUCGAAGGGAUGCAAGCUUUCUAUCUGUUGGUGUGCUGGAAGGAUCCCGACGAUGAUAUCUCAUAUCUUCACACCGGAUAUGCAUCUCGAAUACUUCAUGACCUCGAUCUCGAGCAAUGGGACGGCGACGAUCGACAAGCCUUGCGGCGUAGGCGAACCUGGCUGGCCCUUUAUCGGCAAGACAAACAGCAAAAUCUUUUUUUCAUGAGGAAGACCUCAGGUGGCUUUGCUGAUGAAGAGAGCGUAUCACGAAUUGGUGAUAUUUCUACUUGGAUUCAAUCUCCUCACUCAACGCUGUUGGAUCUCAUAGCGUGUUGCAGUGCUGAUCUCCGAAGGAUACAGUCCAGGUUAAGAACCAUGGUACAAAAGGCUUCGCCCACAAUGCUUCCUUGCCUUGUGGAAGUUAUGGUUAUUGAUCUAUUAAAAUGGAAAUCGGCAUGGCGAAAUCACUUCGAGGACAAAAGGAAGGCUCCGUCGAUAGACAAUCUAACAGCAAUUCCGAAUACGAUGGAUCCAGGAAUGGAACAUUUGAACACUCUCCUGGGGCUUUGGGAACACGGCGUAAGGCUCCAUGUAAGCUCUGCGAUACUCCGACAGGCCUUGACAGUGUCAGUGUCAGCUUCUCUUCGAUCAAGAGGCGAGUAUCUGGGCUCAUCUUUGGAUAAGUACCCCCCUGACAUUGCAGAGUUCCUAUCUGCCGAUACUCCAGGACUCAGUGGCAGUGUUGUGGGUGCACUUGAAACCCUCCGCCAUUUACUAGCAUUCCCUGAGCAUCACUUGAGGCAUGCUCCGGAUGCACUUGUCCUUCUUGCUCCCAACGCAGCUUUAUUCUUGUGUCAGCUCCUGUCUCUCCCUGGAACCGGUAUCCUGGGCUCACAUUUUCAGAAGACAGCAAUUUGUCUUAUCGAGGGCAUUACCAACCACCUCAAGAAUGCGAUUCAAUCUCCGCAAGAUACCUUAACCCUGCACUCUGCCUAUCUUGAUUCCUUGCUGAAACUGAUUCAUCCCGGGCCUUCUCUGUGCAUGGACCCGGUAGAGCAAUCUACUCCCGUGAUAACUCCAUCGCAUGAUCUGAUUGACGAAAGACUUUCUCAUUAUCAUGAACCAGCGACCCACGCUGCCGAUGUUGGGGUAAGCGGGAUGCCUGAGUCUACCAAUACAGAGCUAUGCCUCUCUCAAGAGCUGGACUUAGAUCUUCAUAUGCAUGGGCUAGCAAAUUUGGUAGAUAUUGACUAUUUUUGGGAAAUACCUCCUGUAGCAAUUGACACUAGCAUAGGGGAUGAAGGCAGAAGCAGGUGA
Clonostachys byssicola is the source of this 1320-nucleotide messenger RNA. The record is from the annotation of a GenBank genome assembly. NCBI's taxonomy places the organism in Eukaryota, Fungi, Ascomycota, Sordariomycetes, Hypocreales, Bionectriaceae.